Anguilla anguilla (European eel) is the source of this 3117-nucleotide messenger RNA. RefSeq names its product solute carrier family 25 member 39 (gene slc25a39). The transcript has 12 exons. The record is from RefSeq and is a predicted model, not a curated record. Gene Ontology annotation, biological process: mitochondrial transmembrane transport. Lineage: Eukaryota; Metazoa; Chordata; Actinopteri; Anguilliformes; Anguillidae. Bases 214 to 1290 code for a protein of 358 amino acids.
AAAGAACAGCGAGAACAGCUAGGAUUGUCAGUUGCCCGCAUCGUCGCAGUUGGUUAGUUACCAGCAGCCGUCGGGAUGCGGGAGGCAUGGAAACUCAGUUUCUGGAAUCGGGGAAAAAUUAAGCUUUUCCGAUACUAACAAUAUGAAGACCGCAAUUUACAAAACAGGGACCAUCUCCUCCUAGACUAAACAAAGAAAGGUAAGGGUGUCGGGAUGGGGGAACGGGCCACUGUCACCCCCUCUGGGGGCAUCACUCCAGUGCAGCAGAUGCUGGCCUCUGGGACUGGAGCCCUCCUCACAUCCCUGUUUGUCACACCACUGGACGUAGUGAAGAUAAGACUGCAAGCCCAGAGAUCACCAUUCUAUCGAGCUUUGGCUGUUGACUCUGUGCCCUGGAGCAAUGUUAUACGUCCAUCUAAGUGGAAAUGCUUCCUGUACUGUAAUGGGCUAAUGGACCACCUCUAUGUUUGCCAAAAUGGCGCAAGCUGCACCAGCUGGUACAGGACCCCCACACAUUUCAGCGGAACUCUAGACGCGUUUGUGAAGAUCACGCGCAACGAAGGAGUGAGGUCUCUGUGGAGUGGGCUGCCUCCAACGCUAGUGAUGGCGGUGCCAGCCACCGUGAUCUACUUCACGUGCUACGACCAGCUGAAGGACUUCCUGUGCUACGGGAUGGGCUACCAGGGGAGUCAGGUCCCCCUCGUGGCUGGGGGGCUCGCCAGAUUGGGCGCGGUCACGGUCAUCAGCCCCCUGGAGCUGGUGCGCACCAAGAUGCAGUCCCGCCAGCUGUCCUACGGCGAGCUGCGGGUUUGCAUCCGCUCCGCCGUGGCCCAGAACGGCUGGCUGUCCCUGUGGAGGGGCUGGGGACCCACCGUCCUGCGAGACGUGCCCUUCUCAGCCCUGUACUGGUUUAACUACGAGCUGGCGAAGGCCCAACUGUGCGCUGGCUACAGGGUUACCGAGGCUACCUUCAUGAUGAGUUUUUUUGCCGGCGCCAUCUCCGGGGCGGUAGCGGCGGUGAUGACCCUGCCCUUUGACGUGGUGAAGACACAGAGGCAGAUUCAGCUGGGGGAGAUGGAGACGCUGGGAGCCCCAGCUAAGAAGCCCUCAUCCACCUGGCACAUCAUGAGCAGGAUCCUGGCUGAUUCGGGCUAUAGGGGACUCUUUGCAGGCUUCUUGCCCAGAGUGGUCAAGGUGGCCCCGGCCUGCGCGGUCAUGAUCAGCACUUACGAGUUUGGGAAGGCCUUCUUCCAGAAGCUGAACCGGGAGCACGCCCUGCGGGCUCUGUGAGAGCGACCCCCCCCCCCACCCCACACGCAACUGCUGGGUGACUCUGGAGAACACACUCCCGACCAUCCAAACCGUUUAAAACGAGCACACUUUAAGAUGUCUGAAAGGGGCAUAACUCGUUAGCACUUAAUGGCCUUGUGACAUUCUACCAAAUGUGACACAAAGAAAAUAAUCAAUACAUUUUAAGAGAAUCCAUGGAAAGGUUCCGGAAGAUUCUUUCACCACAGCGUAUAAUUUAAUAUAAUAUUAAAUUAUAUAUCAAGCCACUAUUAUGUGUCCAUAGUCAGUGUAGCUUCUAGUCCCUUGUUAAGUUGUUGGGAUAUCUACCCAGAAGCACCCUGGACAGAGAUGCAGACAUCAAGUAAUUACAUUGUAAGGCUUACAAACCAGAGAUUAUAUUGUAAGUCUGUAAAUUCUCAUGUAGGGACACCAUCUGGCUCACCUCCUCUGUGUGGCCUUAGCCCCACUCAAAGCCUUCUGUGGCGUUUUAAACCGUUUGGAUUGUGUAGUUCUUUCCAUCUAAGUUUAAAGGGGGUAGUAACCGAAACAGCAAUGCUGGAAACAUUUGGAACUGAGAAACCUGAGACUUUCCCCUUGCUGCAAUAGUGGCGUGCCUUUUCCCCCCCGACUCUCAGCACAUUUUAUCAAGGAUUCACCGUCUCUGCUCAGAGACGCCACCUGCUGUCACGGUCUGGAAAUAGUUCUCAGGUGCGUCCCUGUCCUAGGUUGGAAGUUAAACUUGGCUGACACGAUACGGACACUUGGCAUACUGCGGCACAUAGCAACCAGACCUCACUGCACCCGGACAAGAGACCUCUGGCAGCGCCUACUGUGGGCUGAUAGCUCCUGCAGACAGCAUACAAUUCCACGCAUGAGAAAGACGCCCAACCAGCUGCAACUUAGUAAGCUUUGGCUCCCUGUUAGUCACGUCUGUCUUAUUUUGAGUUGGUUGUUAUUUUUUUACUUUGUAAGCGACUGUGUGAAUAUUGAGGUUAUGAAUUUGGCUCAACUGUACACUACCCAUCGCAGUUCAUUCUCGGAGAGCUUGGCGAUUGCGCUAAAGGGCAUUUGAGCUGUUCGGCUGGCAGAAUGGAGGAAGGACUGGCAUUUCCUCACCCAUUUGAACCGGACUCCUAUAGCCUGUUUGGGCAUUGGAAAGAGACUGUGUUUCCGAGGCCUUUGAAUGGAAACUCUGCGAGCUCCGUGGUUGAACUGUGACUCCCAGGUCGACCUGUGGUCUCCCUGCUGGCAUUCAAUAACCCACCCACUGUGAAACCACCUCCGAAACUCAAGAAGGCUUGUUGAAAGCUGAAGACAAAGCGUGGAUAAACCACUCGAUAGCUCGUCAGGCAAGAAUAUUUCCGUAGUAAGUUCAACAUGUAGCAGCAUUGACUUGUCGAUGGUGCCAGUUGUGCUCUACCUUUUGUUCCAGUAAGCACGAUAUGCAUGUUCUUUUCUGGUGACUGCAUCGUUCAAUGGGAUACGUACAUCAGUUCUGCUGUUCGAUCGACCUCUGUUCUAAUUUUAGAUGGGGAUAGGGCAUUGGGAUAAGGGAUCAAUUAAGGCAAACUGUGAUUUUUGAAGUCAUCUCGAACCUGCUUAUUCAGCCCAUUUCAGAUCACACUUGAGGAAGCUGUGAAGGGAUAUUUAAUAUCCAAUGUUCUCUCUCACCGGGUAGAGUGGAAACUGACAGUAAACCAUCGAUCAAUGCAACGGGCCAGACUGAUGUGAAACAUUUCCAGUGAUGUAACUUUUUUUAAAUGUUCUUUUACUGUUGGUCGUACUCGAAUGUAUGUGUUAAAUAGUAAUAAAGAUCUUAUUUGAUAA